UUCAGAGAGCCAUGUAAUUUAUUCUAAUUGCCUCCAGUAACUUUGCAGUUCGCCACAACAUUAUAUCAGCAAGCUGUGGUCGCCAGUUUCUGAACAGAGACUCCGGAUUCUCGGCUUCUUCGCAUCCAAAGAAAACUCGAGCAGAUUUCACUGGUGGCUUGUCAAAAGGAAACCGAAAGGUGGACUGAAGCAGAUAAGGACGAUAGUAAGGUCAGGAGGAGGGGGCGUGUGCCUGGACUGCUCCACAUGCUCGAAGCUGGAUGGACGCUGUGUUUUUUUGUGUGUAAGAUGAUCCCUGAGCAACUGAGGUAUCAGGCAUCCUUAGCAUAGUGGCGUAUACAUUCCUGUCAAAGUCUUUGCACGCCUCCCUGCAGUCUGAACUGACGCUGUGCUCUUCAAGUCAGGAUUCAGUGAGGAGUAUACAGUCCAGAGCUCAGUGCACAGGCUGAAGAACUUCCACUCAACAACAGACUGGGAAACAGCCGAGUGCUUUCAGUAAAGAUUGGUGCUGAAGUGGGGAACUCACCUUGUGUGUGUGAGAGAGAGAGUGGGAAGGAAUAAACAAAGUUUUGAUCCUCCUUACUUUAGAAUAAAACUUCUUUUUGAAAUCACCUGCACUCCCUCAUUGAAAGUUCAAGUUGUUUGCAGCAUUGAAGAGGUUAUAAUUGCCUAUUACUUCCAGAAAGGCUAAAAGGAGUGAUAGCACAGAGAAUGUGGGCGAUGGAUUCUCUCUCAGUGGCCUUGCUAUGUGCUGCCCUGGCACAUGCUGGUUGCAGUGGGCAAGCAAGAGGGACGGAGGGAGGCCGCAGGAGGCUCAGUAAGGUUCAGCACGGAGCAUGCAGCUACACCUUUGUCCUGCCUGAACCGGAGGGAGGCUGCCGCGGGUCUCCGGAACAGCCCAGCAGCAAUUCCCUACAACGGGACGCACCCCUAGAAGACCAGGAGUGGCCCUCGCAGAAGCUGCAGCAGCUAGAGAGCAGGUCGGACAACAACACCCAGUGGCUACGCAAGCUGGAGAAUUACGUCCAGGAGAAUAUGAAGGCAGAGAUAGUUCAGAUCCAGCAGACUGCUGUCCAGAACCACACAGCUACUAUCCUGGAGAUUGGCACCAGUCUGCUGAGUCAGUCAGCAGAGCAAACACGCAGACUCACAGACGUGGAAACACAGGUCUUGAACCAAACCUCAAGGCUCGAAAUUCAGCUUUUGGAAAAUUCCUUGUUUACAUACAAGCUGGAGAAACAGCUGAUUCUUCAGACCAAUGAGAUCUAUAAGCUGCAUGAUAAGAACAGCUUUCUGGAACAGAAACUUCUAGAAAUGGAAGGCCGGCAUAAAGAGGAGAUUGAGACGCUAAGGCAGGAGAGGAGCAGCCUCCAGGACCUAGUCCUCCGUCAGAACCGGGUCAUCGAUGAGCUGGAGGCAAGACUGAACCGAGUUACUGCCAACAACACCAGCUUGCAGAGACAACAACAAGAGCUGGCUGACACGGUGCAGAAUCUCCUGAAACUGGUCUCGCAAGGAGGAGGAGGAGUUGUAAUGAAAGGCACUAAAGAGGAGAAACUGUUCCGGGACUGCGCAGAAGCCUAUCAGAGUGGUCACAACACAAGUGGGGUCUACACCAUUCGCAUCAAUAACAUGUCAGAACCUAAGAAGGUGUACUGUAACAUGGAGACAGUAGGAGGUGGUUGGAUGGUCAUACAGCACAGGAGAGAUGGUAGUGUAGAUUUUCACCGGACCUGGAAAGAAUAUAAAAUGGGCUUUGGGAAUCCAGCUGGAGAAUACUGGCUCGGCAAUGAGAUGAUCUUCCUUCAAACAAACCGGCGACAGUACUCACUGAGAAUUGAUCUGAGAGACUGGGAGGGAAACCAGGCCUAUUCCUUCUAUGAGAAGAUGCAAGUGGCAAGUGAAAAAGAAAACUACAGGCUCUUUCUGAAAGGAUACAGUGGCACAGCAGGCAGGCAGAGCAGUUUGCUUUUACAUGGGGCAGAUUUCAGCACCAAAGACAUGGAUCAUGAUAAGUGCAUCUGCAAGUGUGCCCAGAUGUUAACAGGAGGCUGGUGGUUUGAUGCUUGUGGACCCUCCAAUCUCAAUGGGAUUUAUUACUCGGCAGGACAGAAGCUGGGCAAGCUGAAUGGCAUUAAAUGGCAUUACUUCAAAGGCCCGAGUUAUUCCUUACGCACGGUCACUAUGAUGAUACGGCCUUCGGGUUUCUGAACCAAACUGCUCAAGCCAAACCCCAGUACUAACCUGAAACUAGAUCAGGACAAUUCCAGGAGCCACCUUCCUCCAGAACCUUCCUCUCUCUCCAGCAUCAAGAAUUAGUGAAAGAACUUUGACUCGCUGCAUUCGCUCCUUUACCUAGCAUGCCCAUGCUCACAUUGACCCUUGCUGAUUUUUUUAAACAUCUGUUUAUUUGCCCUUGCUGCAGUUUGGCAGUUUGGAACUAGUAAGGGGAAGAAGAAGAGAGAGAGAUAAAAAAGCCUUUUCAUGUUCGAAUUGAUGCAAAACUGCCGAAUAUUAGUGCCUUUAUUGCUGUGAUUUUACCUCCGGUAUCUUUCACAAGACCCCAUUGACGGAUCUGCUGAGGGCUAGGCCCCUCUUGCCUAGGGGCAGGAGGAGGUUCCUUUUUGGAAGUUCCAUAUGAAAGGGAAGAA
Rhincodon typus (whale shark) is the source of this 2651-nucleotide messenger RNA. It is a transcript of the gene angpt1, whose product is annotated as angiopoietin 1. The transcript has 9 exons. Gene Ontology annotation, molecular function: receptor tyrosine kinase binding. Gene Ontology annotation, biological process: angiogenesis; Tie signaling pathway. NCBI's taxonomy places the organism in Eukaryota, Metazoa, Chordata, Chondrichthyes, Orectolobiformes, Rhincodontidae. The record is from RefSeq and is a predicted model, not a curated record. The coding region runs from base 712 to 2211 and encodes 499 amino acids.